AUGCCGUGCUGUGCCAUGCUGAUCACGCCAGCAAUGGGUGCCCGGGAUUGCCUGUGGGCGCUGUGCAGCUACUCCACCCCACAGGUGAUGGUGGUGAGGAAUGGGCACCUCGGCACCACGCACCGUGCGCUGCAGCUCCUCGUCCUGCUUUACUUGGUCAGUGAGUCCCUGGCGAAGAUGGCACCACAGUUCCCCAUCCUUAUCAAGAGGAACAUCCACUUCCCCUGCUUCGGCUUCUCCAAGGAUGUCCAUGUGGAAGAGAUCAAUGGUGGGGUGGUCAUCAACUGGAACUGUAACCUGGGCCUGCCUGAAACCGACUGCAACCCCCACUACUCCUUCCACCGCCCCGAUCCCAAGACCACUUCAGCUUCCCCUGGCUACAGCUGCAGGUCUGCGAAGUAUUACAAAUGGAACGGGACCCACACACGAGUGUUGAUCAAGGCCUGUGGGAUCCAUAUUGAUGUCAUCGUGCAGGGCCAGGCAGGGAAGUUUAGCCUGAUCCCCACUGUCAUCAACCUGGCCGUAGCUCUGACCUCGCUGGGAAUGGGCUCCUUCCUCUGGGACUGGAUCCUGCUGAGCUGCAUGAACAAGGACCAGGUGUACAGCAGCAGGAAAUUUGAGCAGGCACCACCCUAGAUCCUGGCCCUGGAGGUUUGGUCCUCUGGGACAGAGCAGUGGCCACGCUGCCAGCAAGGCAGGGCAGGGUGCCUGGGCACGGCUGCAGGCUGGGCAGCAGCAUGUGGCUGGGGCUGCCAGGGCAUCUGGCCCCUCCAGCCAUCUCUCACCCCCGCGGCAGGCGGAAGGUGCCUCAGAGGCUGCUCCACGACAUACAGCACCUCAGGGCUCUCCAGCCUCCAGAGAGUCUGUCCCGCAGGGACCGACCGCUUGUCCCUCCCCCACCACGUACAACCACAGCUGGAAGGAGCCACUGUGCCAGGCAGCAAUAACACUUCCUCCGUCCGGGCCCUGCUCGACUCUGAGCUACCUGCUUUUCCCACGCGAUGAUCCCUGUGCCUGGCCAGGAUGCACCGGGCACCUUGCCAGCUGCUGCUGCUGGCCACCAAGAGCCACGGCCCCCUCCCUUCCCUCAGCCAUGCUUCAAGCAGCUCCAGGCAGGUCCUGCCCCAUGGCUGCCAGCUGCUGUGAGAG
Rhea pennata is the source of this 1149-nucleotide messenger RNA. RefSeq names its product P2X purinoceptor 2-like. Gene Ontology annotation, biological process: calcium ion transmembrane transport. The transcript has 6 exons. The coding region runs from base 1 to 636 and encodes 211 amino acids. NCBI's taxonomy places the organism in Eukaryota, Metazoa, Chordata, Aves, Rheiformes, Rheidae. The record is from RefSeq and is a predicted model, not a curated record. Gene Ontology annotation, molecular function: extracellularly ATP-gated monoatomic cation channel activity. Gene Ontology annotation, cellular component: nuclear inner membrane; plasma membrane; signaling receptor complex.